Molecule: messenger RNA, 1464 nt
Organism: Capsicum annuum
Lineage: Eukaryota; Viridiplantae; Streptophyta; Magnoliopsida; Solanales; Solanaceae
Product: origin of replication complex subunit 4
Exons: 16
Coding region: 41-1294 (417 amino acids)
Biological process (GO): DNA replication; DNA replication initiation
Cellular component (GO): nuclear origin of replication recognition complex; nucleus
Molecular function (GO): ATP binding; DNA replication origin binding; ATP hydrolysis activity
Source: RefSeq, a predicted model, not a curated record
UUUCCCGCCAAUUUUUUCUUGUGUAGAAAAUCUAGCAAAAAUGGAUGUUGAAAAUCCAGCAGAAGAAGCUCAGAUUCUACUAAGAACAAGACUUUGCAAUCCCAAUUACAUCUUCACCAUUUUAUCUGAUUCCCCUGAUAGCAAUUACAGCAAAUUGAAGUAUAUAAUGUCAAGUUCAGUAACUGAAGCAUGUAACAACUCAGCUCUACUUCUUGGCCCUCGUGGUUGCGGAAAAGUUGCGAUCUUAGAGAUGGUUAUCAAGGAUUUACUGCAAGAAUAUCCAGACAUGAUCUGUGUGAUUAAACUUAAUGGAUUAUUGCACAGCGAGGAUAAUUGUGCUUUGAAGGAAAUUGCAAGGCAAUUAUGUAUAGAGAAUCAAUUGGUUUUCUCAAAGAUGGCAUCAUUUGACGAUAACUCCCAGUUUGUGAUAUCCAUGUUAAGGGAGUGUGGAUUGGCACAUAAAACCAUUAUCUUUGUGGUGGAUGAGUUUGAUCUUUUUACGCAGGGUAAACAGCGGUUACUCUAUAGCUUGCUAGAUGCAAUGCAGUCUGUAACAUCACAAGCUGUUGUCGUUGGUGUGAGUUGCAGAUUGGAUGCUGAUCAACUCUUAGAGAAGAGAGUAAGGUCUCGUUUCUCGCAUAGAAAGCUGUUAUUUCUACCUCCUUCGCAAGAAGACUUGCAAAGAAUUUUGCAGCAUUGUUUACUACUGCCAACGGAGUCGAGCCUUCCUCCUCAAUAUGUAGCUGCUUAUAACAAAAAGUUUCUUAAUAUGUUAUCGGAUGACAAAUUCAAAGACAUCGUUGAGUCAUUAUGCGAUUCUGAUUCAACUUUUAAUCAUCUAUUGAGAUUUCUGUUUGUUGCAGUUUGCGAGAUGGAUCCAAAAUCUGGAUUCUUAUCACUCGAUAAUUUUAAAACAGCUCUAUCAAGUAUUCAACGGCAACCCAAGUUGGAAGCGUUGCAAGAUUGCUCCAUUUUAGAGCUAUACAUCCUCGUUUGCUUGAGGAGAUUGGAAGUUAAAGAGCAAGAGACUACUAACUUCAAUUCAGUAAUGAAAGAGUAUAAAAGUGUGCACGAUUCGUUCCAAACAGCAGACUAUUAUGAGCGGAAUGUAUGCCUCCGGGCAUUCGAACAUCUUUUUCAGCGCGAGUUAAUCUCCUUGGUCGACAACAGAGGGCACAGCCAAUCCGUUGAAUUCCGUCCAGUGAGGCUUUUGAUCUCAUCACAUGAACUGCAUCAGGGACUGAAAUCAUACCGUUCCUGUCCAGCAAUUCUUCAUAAAGUACUUGCAGUUUGAAGUCAAAGCACCAUAUGUUAGUAUUAUUUUUAUCAGAGAAAUUUAGUAAAAUUAAAAUGAUUUUAAUAUAAAAGAAUUAUAUUAUUUCCAUAUUAUCCCACAUUUUAAUGUUUAAUUGAAUUUCUAGUAAUAUUUCUCAUUAGUGUUCAAUAUUUCAAUUAUACAUAGUA